This is a messenger RNA of Colletotrichum godetiae, 582 nucleotides long. RefSeq lists its product as uncharacterized. NCBI's taxonomy places the organism in Eukaryota, Fungi, Ascomycota, Sordariomycetes, Glomerellales, Glomerellaceae. The record is from RefSeq and is a predicted model, not a curated record. Bases 116 to 496 code for a protein of 126 amino acids. The transcript is spliced from 2 exons.
CGAUGGCGGUCUAUUAAAGACUGUUCAGUGGCCGCAUCUCUUGUCUGAGUCUUUCUCUUGGAAGAUAUCCUCUUUCGAGGCCCCCCUCGAAACACCACCCAAACAAUCAUCCAACAUGGCCCAGGCCUCGCCUUCGUGGCAGAGGCUGUUGGGGCUGCUGUCAGUGCUCCUGGCACUGAUCCUCGGCGUCUCGGCCGGGGAGCACGGUGCUGCUGCCACCGGCUGCCCCGCCGAUCUCGCAUCGGCCCCGGACAACACCUUUUCUGCCGGUUUCGACAACAGCACCGACGUUGCUGAGACUCAAGCAGAGCGCUCGCACGUCGAGAAGCUCGCAGCGACCAGCUUGCACGGCUUGGGCGCCCGAUCCAGCUUCGAGGCUUUCCGAGUCGAGAUCCCUGCCUCGUGCAACACCCCCAGCAUGAAGAGCUCCCUCAUUGAGCUCCCCAUCAGCUUCGCCAGUCUGCACAUGCACCUGCAGAACAUCCGAACCAAAUAACCUCGAUGGCGGUUUGCCCAACACCCAAACCGCCGACACGAGAUGAACUACUUCACCCGUGUUGGAUUCGAAUCUACGAUCUCCGA